AACAGAAGCCUCUCUCCCGUCCGCUACUCGCCAAUCUCCACCACCACCAAGAAUAAUUCUAUCAAUUGCUCUCUACCCAUUCCACAUCCAUCACAAUGAAGCCAGUCACUCGAUUUGCCGGCACAGCCAUCCGUCGCGCCGCCCGCACUUCUCUUCGCGUCCAGUCGCCCGUCAAUUGCAUCAUCGCUAGCAGGGUCCCAGCUAUCAGCCAUGCCGCCCCGGUACGCAGCUUCCACGCAUCAAUGGGCAUGAGAGUGGGCAUGAUGCCCGACUCAGAAGACCCCAAGCCAAAGGAGAGCGAGGCCCACGACGAGCCUGGCAAGCCGACCGAGCUCUCAAUAGAGGAGUUCCACGAGCGCGCAGACCACUACCUGGGCGAGCUGCUGCAGAGGUUAGAGGAGGCUCAGGAGAACGACCCCGCGAUUGAAGUAGAUUACUCGGCCGGCGUCCUCGAAGUCACCUCGCAACAGAAUACCUUCGUUUUGAACAAGCAACCUCCAAACAAGCAGAUCUGGCUCAGCUCCCCGAUAUCCGGUCCCAAGCGUUUCGACUGGGUCGUGGCACAAGAGGGCAUGGACUUCAAGGAGGGUGGAGGCAUCGGCGACUGGGUGUACAUGAGGGACGGCAGCUCGCUGACUGAGAUUCUCAGGAAAGAGCUGGGCGUUGACGUCAGUGUUGACGAUGAGGUCCCGCGUUAGGACAAGCGGGCUAUGCCUGGUAGCACAUGCUCCAUCUAACACAGUGUGGCCCUGAGCACACAUGAUUCAACGGUAGCCAAUAGCGAAUAGCGAAUAGCGACAAUGAAGUUUGAUUGCGCACGCUC
Messenger RNA from Alternaria alternata, 823 nucleotides. RefSeq names its product arabinogalactan endo-1,4-beta-galactosidase. The transcript has 2 exons. The coding region runs from base 96 to 698 and encodes 200 amino acids. The record is from RefSeq and is a predicted model, not a curated record. Gene Ontology annotation, biological process: intracellular iron ion homeostasis; iron incorporation into metallo-sulfur cluster. Gene Ontology annotation, cellular component: mitochondrion. NCBI's taxonomy places the organism in Eukaryota, Fungi, Ascomycota, Dothideomycetes, Pleosporales, Pleosporaceae. Gene Ontology annotation, molecular function: ferric iron binding; 2 iron, 2 sulfur cluster binding; ferrous iron binding.